Molecule: messenger RNA, 711 nt
Organism: Chaetomium globosum CBS 148.51
Lineage: Eukaryota; Fungi; Ascomycota; Sordariomycetes; Sordariales; Chaetomiaceae
Exons: 2
Coding region: 1-711 (236 amino acids)
Biological process (GO): cytokinin biosynthetic process
Cellular component (GO): cytosol
Molecular function (GO): hydrolase activity, hydrolyzing N-glycosyl compounds
Source: RefSeq, a predicted model, not a curated record
AUGGCAUCUAACGGCGCCUCUACGCCCUCGAGCGUCACCCCCAAGCGGACCAAGAUCUGCGUCUACUGCGGCUCGUCAGCAGGAAACAAGCCGGAGCAUGUAGAAGCUGCUCGGGCGCUAGCCCAGGUUAUGGCCGCCAACAACAUGGCACUCGUCUACGGCGGCGGCACAGUCGGCCUAAUGGGCGAAGUAGCCAAGACACUCGUUUCCCUUUCCGGGCCGGACUCGGUGCACGGCAUCAUCCCGGAGGCGCUGGUGCGGUACGAGCGGGACCCGACGUACACGUCGAAGCAGCUGGACGGGGCGUCGGGCACGCACAUGGCGGUACCCGAGGAGGCCGUCUUUGGGCGCACGACCAUCGUCAAGGACAUGCACACGCGCAAGCGGCUGAUGGCGCAGGAGGUGAUCGACGCCGGGCCCGGGAGCGGCUUCAUCGCGCUCAGCGGCGGCUACGGCACCCUCGAGGAGCUGUUCGAGACGGCGACCUGGAACCAGCUGGGGAUUCACAACAAGGGGAUUUGCGUGCUCAACAUUAAUGGGUUUUACGAUGGGAUUUUGACUUGGAUUAACAAGAGUGUGGAGGAGGGGUUUAUCCACGGGGAGAACAAGCGCAUCUUGGCCGAGGCGAAGACCGCUGAGGAUGCUAUCACGGCCUUGAGGGAAUACAAGGUCUCGGAGGCGGUAUACAAACUUUCAUGGGGCAACCAGUAG